AUGUCGGACUUCGGUGCGCCUCCGGUCAUCCCCGUUGAACUGCAGCAGUACAACUCCUACGUCGAAGAUCCGAAAUGGCAGGCCAAGUUCUCUUACAUCUGGGCUGGAAUCGUCGCUGCGGCCAUCCUGGCCUCUGUGCCCCACGUUGUUCAGUCCUUCCUUAACCGACGCUUGUUCCGUGGCAUGAUCACCGGCGUCGUCGAGCAUGCAACCGGAAAGCACUACCAGUCCACCGGAACGAAUGACAUCGUCCCUACCCACACCAAGCGAAGGAUCUCUGGUGUCGUCCAGACUCUGGCGUCCACUGUUCUCUGGACGCUUCCCGGUGUCGAGCUGAAUCUCGGACAAAUGCUACUCGUCGGUGGUUAUCUCGCCCUCGUUAUCGCGUGCAUCACCAUGAACAUCGAUCUCGUCACCUAUCCCAACCGCGCAGGUUUUAUUGCCCUUGCACAGCUGCCCAUCGUCUUCCUCUUCGGCACCAAGAACUCCGUCCUCUCGCUCAUCCUCGGCCCUGGAAACGGCUACGAGAGGCUCAAUUACAUCCAUCGGUGGUCUGGACGCGGCCUCUUCGUCGCAUCGACCAUCCACGGCGCACUAUGGAUCCAGAAUCACCUCGUCUGGGGUCUCCCCAUCAUCGGCCAGCAGAAGGAGACAUCGGGUGUGGCCGCGCUCGGCGUUCUCUGCGCACUCAUUCUCACGUCCUUCAGACCGCUUCGACGGUGGUUCUACCAGUCCUUCUUCAUCGUUCACGUCCUCGGAUAUGUCGCCUUCUUCAUUACAAUCUGCUAUCACACCACGUACGCCUCUCCCUGGAUCUUCCCGCCCCUCGCCUUCUACGGCUUCGACAUGCUCCUCCGCCUGUUCCGCUACCGCAUCAAGGAUGCUACCUUGGUCCCUGUGGAUCGCAACAUGACCCUCAUCCACGUCCACAACUGCAAUGACGGUUGGCUCGCAGGCCAGCACGUCCGCCUGCGGGUCUUCAUCGGCGCCCGCGUGUUCGAGUCCCACCCGCUCACGAUCCUCAACGCCCCGCCCGCGUCGUCCUGCAUGCCGUCGAACACCAUCACUCUCGCCGCCCGUGCGGUUGGCGACUGGACCCGGGCGAUCAACGCGUACGCCCUCGCGGAGCAAGAGCGUCUUCGCAGUGAGAAGCGCGGCGAGGGAGAGGUCGCCGACGCCCCGAUCCAAGUGAUGAUCGACGGCCCGUAUGGCGGCUGCAGCAUCGACCUCGGCCAGCACGAGUCCGUGCUGCUCGUCGCCGGGGGAUCCGGGGCGGCGUUCACGCUCGGGAUGCUUGACGACCUCGUUGCGCGCUGCACCCGGCUCGGGCGCGCGUCCGGGGAACGCACGCGGCGGAUCGAGUUCGCGUGGUGCGUGCGCUCGUACGGCGCGGUGGGCUGGUUCGCGCCGCGGCUCGCGGAGCUCGCGCACGCGUGUGCGGGGUCGAGCGUGGACCUGCACGUGUCAGUGUACGUGACGGCGGCGUGCGCGGCGGAGGGGGUGCCGUUCGUGCGGAACAUGGAAAUCGUUGCCGUUGAGCGGCCCGGGGUGAUGAGGUUGCUGCGCGAGUUCGUGGCGGGGCCGAUGGGGCGGCACGGGGCGGGGCAGAAGAUGGCGAUGGACACGGACGUGGAGUCGGUCAGCGCGGAGUCGCUUUCGGACGACGGCUGUGGGCGGCUGGUGCCCGGGUCGGAGCCGCCGGUGUGGGUCGGCCUGGGCGGGGGCGUCGGGGUGUGCGCGGCGGGGCCGGAGAGCAUGACGCGGGAGGCGAAGAACGCGGUGGCGUGGAUUGGGCUCACGCGCGGGGUCGAGCUCGGCGGGGUCGCGCUGCACACGGAGCUGUUUGCGAUGUGA
This is a messenger RNA of Epithele typhae, 1854 nucleotides long. Its product is annotated as iron reductase. The transcript has 6 exons. Gene Ontology annotation, molecular function: ferric-chelate reductase activity. Bases 1 to 1854 code for a protein of 617 amino acids. Gene Ontology annotation, cellular component: plasma membrane. The record is from RefSeq and is a predicted model, not a curated record. Gene Ontology annotation, biological process: iron ion transport; copper ion import; intracellular iron ion homeostasis. NCBI's taxonomy places the organism in Eukaryota, Fungi, Basidiomycota, Agaricomycetes, Polyporales, Epitheliaceae.